AUGCGUUUCGAGAUCAUUGCACUUCUGGCCGCGGCUGCCACCUCAUCUGCCCAGUCGGUUGUUGGUACAGCUUACGGGUACGGUGCCGGUGCGACCGGUGGAGGAGACGCCGCCGCUGUCACCCCAACCACGAACGAGGAGCUCGAGAAGUACCUCUCCGAUGACACUGAGCGCGUGAUUGUACUCAACAAGGAGUUCGAUUUCACUGGCAAGACCGCGACUGGUGCUGGUUGCGACAAGUCCACCUGCUCAGCCAAGAGCGGCGGUGGGCAGUACUAUCUGGGCGACCUCUCCUGCGGUGGUUCGGAGAUGACACCCGUCAGCUCCAUCACCUACGAUGCAGCCGGUGAGACCGCGCUCAAGAUUGGAUCCAACAAGUCUAUCCUCGGCGUUGGCGGAAAGGGUGUGAUCAAGGGCAAGGGUGUCUCCAUCGCCAAAGACGCCAGCAACGUCAUCAUCCAGGGCGUCGAGUUCACCAACAUCAACCCCGGCGUCGUAUGGGGAGGUGACGCUCUUGACAUGCAGGGAGGAAACACCAAGAUCUGGGUUGACCACUGCAAGUUCUCACUCGUCGGACGUAUGUUCGUUGUCAGCCACUAUGAUGGCUCCGAGGCUACCCUCUCUAACAACGAAUUCGACGGUGUCACCACCACGUCCGCUACCUGCAACGACAACCACUACUGGACGAUGAUGAUGAUUGGAAAGACUGAGAAGUUCACCCUCGACAAGAACUACUUCCACGAUGUAUCUGGUCGUGCGCCCAAGCUCGGCCAAGACGGUGUCAGCAGCACUUUCCACGCUAUCAACAACCUCUUUGAGAACAUGAAGGGUCAUGCUUUCGAUGCCUACGAUGGUGUCAGUGCACUCGUCGAGGGUAACGCAUUCGUCGCCGUUGACCAGCCCAACACCGAGCACGCUGCUGGUAUCGCAUCCUUCGUCAGCAAGGGUGGGGAUGCCUGCUCUGCUCCCUUUGGCCGUGCUUGUCUCGAGAACAGCGUCGACUCUGCCAGCGGCAAGCUGUCUCCUGGUUCCUCUUCCGGAUUUAUUGCUCAGCUUGGAAAAAUCGACGUCCCUGAGGUUCUGGAGGCUGGCAAGGUCGCCGCCCACGUCAAGGCCAAUGCUGGUCCCGCAAACCUCGGUACCGCAUCUGCGUCUGCUCCUGUCGCUGAAAAGGUUGUCGAGCCUUCCACUCCCACCUCUGCGGCACCGAGCAAACCGGCUGCUACCACCGCCGCUGCUAAGCCUGCUCCUGCCGCUCCCACUGGCUCUGGUUCAUCCGCCGGCGCUGCCAAGCUCUACGCGCAGUGCGGUGGCCAGGGUUUCACCGGUCCCACCAAGUGCGAGGCUCCUGCGACCUGCGUGAAGAGCAAUGAAUGGUACUCCCAAUGCAUCAACAGCUCUUCCAAGUUCCGCCGCGCUCUUGGCCGCUACUUCUAG
Alternaria arborescens is the source of this 1437-nucleotide messenger RNA. RefSeq lists its product as hypothetical. The transcript has a single exon. Gene Ontology annotation, molecular function: cellulose binding; pectate lyase activity. Bases 1 to 1437 code for a protein of 478 amino acids. Gene Ontology annotation, cellular component: extracellular region. Lineage: Eukaryota; Fungi; Ascomycota; Dothideomycetes; Pleosporales; Pleosporaceae. Gene Ontology annotation, biological process: carbohydrate metabolic process. The record is from RefSeq and is a predicted model, not a curated record.